This is a messenger RNA of Centruroides sculpturatus (bark scorpion), 4624 nucleotides long. RefSeq lists its product as uncharacterized. The transcript has 11 exons. Gene Ontology annotation, cellular component: LUBAC complex. Gene Ontology annotation, biological process: protein linear polyubiquitination; proteasome-mediated ubiquitin-dependent protein catabolic process. Gene Ontology annotation, molecular function: ubiquitin-protein transferase activity; ubiquitin binding. The coding region runs from base 574 to 3900 and encodes 1108 amino acids. Lineage: Eukaryota; Metazoa; Arthropoda; Arachnida; Scorpiones; Buthidae. The record is from RefSeq and is a predicted model, not a curated record.
UCAACAGAUGGCUAAAUUAGAAAGGAAAUUUCAGAUUAAUGAUACAUGUUAUUCUUCAUUGACUUUUAAUGUUUAAAAACAACAAAAAUUUAUAUAUAUGAAUAGUGGUAUAUUUUAUUUUUAGAUAAUCCUCUACAGUUAAAAAGAUUAAUUCAAUGAUGAUUAAUAUGUAGAAAUUUAAUUUGUGGAUCAAAACUGCAUGCCAUUUUGUACAGUUUGUGAUGCAUGUAAGAAAGCUAUUAAAAGAAAUGCAAUAAAAAUAAAACUUCAUAUGAUUUAUGCAAGUGUAAAAAUAAAGGUGGUGAAAUAUCUAAUUUGAUAGAAGAAAACCAUGAAAAACAAAAAUCAGCAAGAUCAUUGUUAAUUGGCUCACUUAAAAGGACUCAAAAGAAAAAAAUAAAGAAACAAAAUACCAUUAAUUCAGAUCAAUCUACAGGAAGUCCAAAAUUAAUUAAAUCUAGAAGGAAUAGCACUCCUUCAAUAGCAAGUUGUCCUGCAGUUGUUUCUACUGAAGAAUGGACUGUUAUUGAUUCUGAUAAUGAUAUUGAGUAUAAAGGUGGAUUUCAUGUAUUGAUGUCAUGUUUUACUUUAGGAGGUUCAUAUAGACAAAGGAAAAAGAAAAUAACUGCAACAUUUAUGGAAAAUGAAAUAUAUAUUCCAUGUGAAAAAACAUCAAAUACAUCUGAAAAAAGUAGACCUUCAGACAGUAUUGCAGAUGAUUCUUCUAACAGAAAAGAAACUGAGAGAACAGUAUUUACUACAAAUUCUGUUUUAAAUCCAGGUGAAGUAAUUUGUUGUACUACAUCUGCACAAUCUUCUGAAAAAACUGCCAUUAAGAAUUCAGUACGAUGUAUCAAGAGAAAGAAAAGGAAAGCACCAUUACCUCCAAAUGUAACUAAUUUAUCUGAGAAAACACAUCCUCAAAUUAAUGAUUCAAAAGAAAUAGAAGUAAAUAAAAUUGAUGAUCUGCCUACAGCAAUAGGUAAACUAUAUACAUUUAAUCAACUUUCAAUAAAUUCCCAACAAAUUAGUCAAGAAGUACCUAAUCCAGUUCAAAAACAAGAGAUUUCUGUAAUUUGUCAAGGAAGAUAUGCAAGAGUUUUAGAAGAAAAGAAAAUUAAUGAUUUAAAUGUAGGUGGAAAAAAUACACCCAAAAAACGUAAAUCUCCAAAAAAGAAACCAGCUCCUAAACCACCACUUUCUUCUAAAUCUAGUUCUUAUUCUUCAAUAAAUAUAUCAAACAAUUUUAAUGAAAUUGUAAAUGUUAAUGGAGAUCAACUAGAAGAAUUUUCGAGAAGCAAUGUUGUUAAAAACUCUAUUGAAAAUAAAGAACUUUGUAUAUGUAACUGUGCAAUGUGUAAAGAAGAUAAUUUUAAAUAUAUAAACAUUCCUCAUUUUGUUUGUCCUACUUUAUCGAAAGAUGCUGAUUCAUAUAAUGUUACAGUUUUGGGUUAUUUUAGUAUUGGUAAAAAAGAUGAAAAUUAUAAUGAGGAAAUCAAAUUGCAUGAAAAUGGUUUUCAUCAUUGUUGUGAAAAGGAUAUAGCUGGAGCUUGCAUUUCUAAUAAUGUCAGGAUCAGUCAAAACCAUGACUUUGUAUUACCUCUUCCUCAGCAAAGAAAAUGUAGAUGUAAUUGUUCACCUAAUUUUGAAACCAUUGAACAUUUUGAUCAAAAUCAUUUUAAUGAACUUCCCAAAAGAAAAAUUAAUUUGUGCACCAAAUCUCACAGUAAUCCUAUUUUAAUGUGUUCAUGUUCAAAUCCACAUUGGCUAACAAAUGAAAAUGAUGAGUACGUAGGUGAUAACAUUCAUAGAAAAAUGAUGUUUAACAGACACCAAAAUCCUUUAAUAAAAGAUUGUAGUCAUAAAAAUUAUAAAAGUAAAUAUUCUUAUCAGAUAAAUAAAAGAUCUGAACAAUUUACUGAACUUGAAGAAUUGCUUAAAUCCAGACCAAGUGUUAGUGAUUUUAUUGCUGCUUUUAAUUAUUUAACUCAAAGAAACUCAGAUUUAGAUUUACCUAAUCCUAGAAUUUCAUCAGAAAAUAAUUUAAAGAUAAAUCGAGUUCAGGAAUCGGUUACCGAUUGUGAUGAAUACGACUUAAAAUCACUUCCUACAAAAUGGAAAUAUGCUCCAAUGGAUUUUAAUAUAAAUAAAGUCAAAGCAACAAAGUUAGAAGAAAGUUAUAAAAUCAAUAAACCUUUGAAAAGUUGUUUAGUGAAUAAAAAUAAUAAAAAAGUGACUUUUGAAAAUGGAAUUAAAUCAAGAGAAUCAGUAAAAUUAGCAACAAAAAUUGAUGCUCUUCCUCAAGGACCUUGCAAUUAUUAUAUUGCUGCACAUAAACAUGCAAGAAACCAGGAAUAUAUUAAUCAAAAAGAUAGAUUCAAGAAAACUAGUUUUAAUGAAAAUGAUUUGAACUUAGAAGCAAAAAAGCCAAUUAGAAAUCAAAGGCUAAUCAGAAAUCAUAAUUACAGGAAAUCAUAUCGGGCUCCACCAAUACCUAAUUCUGAAAAUUAUAAUCAAAAUUUGUCAUCUUGCCAAAAUAAAAAAAAUUCGUUAGAAAAAAUAGAUGAAUAUGGAGCAAUACCAAAAAAAUAUAAUAGAAAAAUAUGGGUGAGUUUGUAUAUAGAAGAUAAGUCAUCUCAUAAAGGCUUAAUACCAUUAUUAAUUUCACCAACAAUGACUUUAGGUAUGCUGAAAGAUAAACUGGAAAGACAAUUUGGAUAUCCAAGAUAUCUUCAACGUUGGAUACUUGGCAAAUGCUUUGCUACGGAUGAUGAUUCAACACUCGCUGAGUAUGAUGUUGUUGAAGAAGGUUGCCCAGUAUUUCUCUAUAUGACUGAAAAAAAUCCUCAAAAUGAAUAUGAAAAUUUUGCAUAUAAUCAAAAUAAUAAAACAAAUGAUUCAACCAAUGAUGACAGUGAUAGUGACUCAGAUAUUAGUUUGGACUCUGAUAGUGGUACUGUGAUACUGGCAAGUGAUACAGAUAUGUUAAGUGAAUCUUCAGAAUCAUCUGGAACAAAAUCAAUAGACUUGAAUAGCCAUACAUCUGUUAAUUUUACAAUGAAGAAUGAGCAUAAGAAUGAAAUUUUAUCUAAAACUUCAUUAGAAAAAAAGGAGGAUACCUCUUAUAAAGUAGAUGUUGCAAAAGAAAACUAUAAACGUUGGAUGGAAAUAGAUGAUCAAGACUUAAUAAAAAAUUUAGAAUAUUUUGACUGCCCAAUUUGUUUUAUUGGUGUUGAGGCAGGAGAAGGAAUAAUGUUAAAGGAUUGUCUGCAUCUCUUCUGUAGAGAAUGCUUAUCCAACACAGUACUUUAUUCAGAAGAAGCAGUUAUUAAGUGUCCUUUCAGGAAUGAUGAAUAUUCCUGCAACAGUUAUUUACAAGAAAGAGAAAUUAAAGCUUUGGUCUCUCCCGAAAUAUUCGAACGGCAUCUUCAGAGAAGUAUUGCCGCGGCCGAAAGCCAAGCCAAAAACAGUUUUCAUUGUAAAACGCCGGACUGUCCCGGCUGGUGCCUGUACGAAGACAAAGUCAAUCUGUUUUUAUGUCCCGUCUGUAGUCGUCUGAACUGUCUCACAUGCCAAGUAAUUCACGAAGGUCGAAACUGCAGACAGUAUCAGGACGAGUUAGAAUUCAAUUCUACAACAAGCGACGAAGCCAAAAAAACCAAAGAUUACCUCGAUGAGAUGUUAGUAAAAGGUGAAGCGAUGAGGUGCCCUCGAUGUCACAUAGUACUUAUGAAGAAGUGGGGAUGCGACUGGCUGAAAUGUUCGGUCUGUCUGACAGAAAUAUGCUGGGUGACCAAGGGUUGCCGAUGGGGACCGGGAGGUCGUGGUGAUACAAGCGGAGGAUGUAAGUGCGGCGUGAAUGGCAUAAGAUGUCAUCCUAAAUGUAAUUAUUGCCAUUGAUUGAAUUCAAAGUUUUAAAUUCAUCAUCAUUGGAAAAGUUUUUAUUAUAGAUCUGACUUUCUAUUAGCAUAAUAAAAUACAGAGAAUAAUGAUUACUUUUAAAGAUUUUUAUAUAUCUCAGGACAUCAUCUGUUAUCCAUUUUGUUAAUAUUAAAUAUGAAUUUUACCGGAAAUUGUUUUGAUGUGUUGAACUGCCAUUUGAUAUUGAACUCAGGAUCACUGUUUUUUGUUAAUUUAUAAGUUCAUGCAAAAAAAAUUUGAAAAAAUGCUAUUUUACAAAAUCAAUAUUUUUUGUUGUUAUUGAUUUCAAAUGCUUUUACUAUCUCUUUUUUGUGUUUACAGAUUUUAAAGUGUCAAAAUAAAAAUUAAUUUAAAAUAUUCUCUUGUUUAAAUGAGUUUUUAAAGAGAAAGAUACUUAUUUAUGUUUGGAACAUAAUUAAAAAACUGUAAAUUUGCCAACAAUCUACAAACAAAGGAAAGCAUAGCAUACAUUUUUUUCCCCUUCCUGUUUCUAAAACUGUCAUCUGUCUUAACAUCUGUUUUAUAAAACUUCUUAUCUAUAGAGUAGCAUCACAACAUUGUCUAGUUAUUUGGGACAUUGAUAAACUAUUGUGCCCACUAUCAUUGCUGGUAUGCUUGCCUUGUUAAGAAACAAAACAAGUUUUUUUUUUCACAAAAGCAUUGGAAUCCUAAUUACCAAAAUAUUACUAAACUAAUUGUUACA